GUUAGCAAGGCGAGGUUAAGAGAGGGUGCAGAAAUGGGGAUUACGGGCGGCUAAAGAGCACGUGCUCCAACAGAAAAACAUAAGAAAAACAUACCUCUUUCACGGACCGGAGCGGCGCGCUGGAAUAUGGAAACUGGCGACUCAUAGCGGGAAUGCUGGGAUGGAUGAUGUGUGCACGGCUUUAUGUGUAAAACACGUGAUAUAGUACAGUGUUCUCGUGGGCGAUGGGGGCUCACGAAUAAACAGUUGGUUCAAGCGAAACUUGCUCGGGGAUCCGAUGCAAAUACAAAAGAACAGGGGGGUCGAGCAGCAAUUGCUUCGGGAUGGACCAGGGAGAUUUUUGGGUUUUUUUUGGGUUUUUUUGGUGGUUUUGAGGGGAGUUGGUAUAUGUGGGUAAAAGUCUCGUCGAAGCUCAAAAGAAAACUCAACUGCGCGACAGCAAACUUGGAUGAGCAGGCGACGGGAGACGAAAUGACACGAGCUUAAACCUCUGGCAGCCUGCGUUACAAUCCCGGGGAAAUACGGCAAAGAUUCGGCGGUGACGGCGGUGAUUCGACGAGGUUUGAAAGACUAGCGAUGGAGUUCGA
Molecule: messenger RNA, 587 nt
Organism: Metschnikowia bicuspidata var. bicuspidata NRRL YB-4993
Lineage: Eukaryota; Fungi; Ascomycota; Pichiomycetes; Serinales; Metschnikowiaceae
Exons: 1
Coding region: 184-486 (100 amino acids)
Source: RefSeq, a predicted model, not a curated record